Messenger RNA from Schistosoma margrebowiei, 1279 nucleotides. The record is from the annotation of a GenBank genome assembly. Lineage: Eukaryota; Metazoa; Platyhelminthes; Trematoda; Strigeidida; Schistosomatidae.
GAUUUUCCUUGCAAUAGUAUAAAGGUAUCGAAUUGAGACAUUAGUACGCUUUUAAUUCGCUACAAUCGAUCGAUUGAUAAGUACGGAUAAAAAAAACAAAUCAAUUUUGUUCCUUAUUGACUACACCAGAUAACCAAAGCAAAACGGAAUGAAAUCCAGUUAAGUACAGAUAGCUAUCUCUUCGACGUGACUUGAUAUGAUUAACUCCCAGGUCGAGUGGAACUACAUAUAAAAUCAUGCUAUUAACGCAGAACCAUGAAACUAUUCAGAGUUUUUCGAAUUGGAUCAAAAAAAUUAAAGCGCCAACAUGAAAAUGCUCAAAUAAUUGCAGAGAAAUGGUGAUGCCUCUCCGCAGAUCUAAACACUAAUCACAACAUACUUUAUUACAGUGACAGAUCAUAACCUUGCGCUUAUAUGACAGGAAUACGAAAAUUUUCAGAUCUAGUCGUCGCUUAAACAAGAAACUUUAAAUACUACGGCGUGCCUCAGAAGAUGGUCAAUAUCAUACGGAAUUCCUAUGAUGGAUUAAACAGCAAAAUUGUGCAUGGAGGACAGUUGACAAACUCGUUCGAGGAAAAGACCGGUGUCAGGCAAGGUCGCUUACUCUCACCCUUUCUCUUUCUCCCGGUGACCGACUGGAUCAUGAAGACGUCAACAUCUGAAGGGAAACGCGGGAUACAGUGGACACCUAGGAUGCAGUUAGAUGAUCUAGACCUCGCAGAUGAUCUGGCCCUUCUAUCCCAAACGCAACAACAAAUGCAGAGGAAAACGACCAGUGUAGCAGCAGCAGUAGGUCUCAAUAUACACAAAGGGAAAAGCAAGAUUCUCCGAUACAACACAGCAUGCACCGAUCCAGUCACAAUUGACGGAGAAGAUUUGGAAGAUGUAAAAACCUUUACAUAUUUGGGCAGCAUCAUUGAUGAACAUGGUGGGUCUGAUGCAGAUGUGAAAGCGCGGAUCGGUAAAGCAAGAGCAGCAUAUUUACAACCAAAGAACAUCUGGAACUCAGAGCAACUGUCAACCAACACCAAGGUCAGGAUUUUCAAUACAAAUGUCAAGACAGUUCUACUGUAUGGGGCGGAAACCUGGAGAACUAAGAAAGCCAUCAUCCAGAAGAUACAGGUGAAUCUAUCUGAAGAUGUUUGUGGCAGUACCUUCCUAUAACCAAGCACUUACUUGACAUCUGUGCUGUUCAGGACAGAUAUUGAACUUUUUAAAUUGACCAAUUGAGUCAUAACAAAAAUAAGAAAAAUAACAAGCAAUCUCAACAAGGUUACAC